Lipotes vexillifer (Yangtze River dolphin) is the source of this 1161-nucleotide messenger RNA. Its product is annotated as cytoplasmic tRNA 2-thiolation protein 1. Gene Ontology annotation, cellular component: cytosolic tRNA wobble base thiouridylase complex; mitochondrion. Gene Ontology annotation, biological process: tRNA wobble position uridine thiolation. Gene Ontology annotation, molecular function: tRNA binding. The record is from RefSeq and is a predicted model, not a curated record. Lineage: Eukaryota; Metazoa; Chordata; Mammalia; Artiodactyla; Lipotidae.
GAAGCCGACCCUCCCGCCUCGCCCGGUCACCGCGAUGCCCGCCCCGCAGUGCGCCUCCUGCCACAAGGCGCGAGCCGCCCUCCGCCGUCCGCGCUCGGGCCAGGCGCUGUGCACCACCUGCUUCUGCACCGCCUUCGAGGCCGAGGUGCUGCACACGGUGGUCGCGGGCCGCCUGCUGCCGCCCGGCGCCGUGGUGGCCGUGGGCGCCUCGGGCGGCAAGGACUCCACUGUGCUGGCGCACGUGCUGCGCGAGCUGGCCCCGCGCCUGGGCAUCUCGCUGCACCUCGUGGCCGUGGACGAGGGCAUCGGCGGCUACCGGGACGCGGCGCUGGCGGCCGUGCGGCGGCAAGCAGCACGCUGGGAGCUCCCGCUCACCGUCGUGGCCUACGCAGAGCUCUUCGGGGGCUGGACGAUGGACGCUGUGGCCCGCAGCACGGCCGGCUCCGGCCGCAGCCGCUCCUGUUGCACCUUCUGCGGGGUGCUGCGACGCCGGGCGCUAGAGGAAGGGGCGCGCCGCGUGGGAGCCACGCACGUCGUGACGGGACACAACGCCGACGACAUGGCGGAGACGGUGCUCAUGAACUUCCUGCGGGGCGACGCGGGCCGGCUGGCGCGGGGCGGGGCCCUGGGCUCUCCGGGGGAGGGGCGCGCGCUGCCGCGCUGCCGCCCGCUGCAGCUCGCCUCGCAGAAGGAGGUGGUGCUGUACGCGCGCUUCCGCCGCCUGGACUACUUCUGCGAGGAGUGCGUGUACGCGCCCGAGGCCUUCCGCGGCCGCGCGCGCGACCUGCUCAAGCUGCUGGAGGCGGCGCGGCCGUCGGCCGUGCUGGACCUCGUGCACUCGGCCGAGCGCCUGGCGCUGGCCCCGGCCGCGCGGCCCCCGCCCCCCGGCGCCUGCUCCCGCUGCGGGGCGCUGGCCAGCCGCGCGCUCUGCCAGGCCUGCGCCCUCCUGGAAGGCCUGAACCGCGGCCGGCCCCGCCUGGCCAUCGGCAAGGGCCGCCGGGGGCUGGGCGAGGAGGGGCCGCGGGCGCCACAGCCGUCCGGACCCCCGACUUCGGAGCCCAUCCCCGGCUUCUAGAGACUGCAGUUCGCCGCUGGGAUCCGACGACGUGGCAGUGCGGGGCCGCCUGUAAACGACACUGUGAAGGAACCCGAGUUACCUUA